Molecule: messenger RNA, 894 nt
Organism: Trichomonas vaginalis G3
Lineage: Eukaryota; Parabasalia; Trichomonadida; Trichomonadidae
Product: phage tail repeat-like family
Exons: 1
Coding region: 1-894 (297 amino acids)
Source: RefSeq, a predicted model, not a curated record
AUGUCAAGUGAAGUGACAAGAGCUGACAAAGAAUAUUCUAAAAAGACUCAUACACAUACCAUUGCAAAUAUUACAAACUUACAAGAAACCUUAAACAGGAAAAGUGACGUUGGACAUACACACGAUUUCUUCGCAACUGUUGGUAUAGAAAAUAUUGCAGGAACGGUUGAAGAACCUGAUGGAACUGGUGGGGAUGUAUUAAAUUGGAAACCUCCUAACUUUCCACAAGGUUUAACAUCGGAGGAUGACAUAACAACGAUGAAAGACAUUAAAUGUAGAAAUGUCUAUGUCAUGGAGGAUGAAAACAAAGUUAAAUUCACUGCUCAAGAUUUAUAUGAUAAAAAAGCUGACAAAACAUAUGUUAACGAUGAGUUAGAUAAAAAAGCUGACAAAACAUAUGUUAACGAUGAGUUAGAUAAAAAAGCUGACAAAACAGAGCUUCAAACGUUAAAGACAGAAAUACUUCAAACACUAUAUCCUAUAGGCUCUAUUUAUACGUCAAUGAACUCUACCAGACCAGAAGUAGUACUUGGUUUUGGAACUUGGACUCAAAUAGUCGACAGGUUUUUGUAUUGUGCAAACUCUUCAAAGGAAACAGGUGGAAGUAAAACGAUUUCAGGUGCAAAUUUACCUGCGCACAGUCACUACAUAAAUUUAAGUACAUCUGAAGCAGGUUUGCAUAGUCAUAGAUUUUGGGAUUGGUCAGGAAUGACAAAAGGUAAAGGAUAUGAUGUUAAAGAGGACGUUAAGUUUGCUAUAAAUUGUUACUGGAGUAACACUGAGGUAGGAGGAAGCCAUACACAUCGCGUUUCAGGGUAUACGCAAACAACGGGACAGAGUAAAGACUACAUGCCACCUUACAUGACAGUUUACGCAUGGUAUAGAAAUGCUUAG